AAUCAAAGUGUCAAAUAACCAACCAUUUUUAUUUUUCUUUUUCUUUCACGAUUCGUAAUUGCAGUGCAUGUUAUUUAAAGUAAAGUUAUUGUGAGGAAAAUAUAUUUUCGUUUCAUUUUCAUUGCAAAAGGUCAUGAAAUGUCGGCAAACAGGAUUUAACCCAUUGUAAAUAACACGCAAAUGUUUGGCAAUGUGCUCAAUUGCAACUGCGUUGUAUAAUAAAUCAAAAGCGAAUCAUUUGCAAAACGGAGGCAGCAAAAUCAAAGCGACAUCAUUAUCAAAAGUGAGAUUUUCGGCAGAUUAACGGUGUGUGUGGUGUUCGGCGAUCGUUUUUUCCCUUGUUGUUAUUGUUGCUCGUUGAAUUGAGAAACGAUACGAACAAACACAGUCGAACGGGACGGACCGCAGAGUCAAAAUAAUGGAAGGAAAAAUUGUAAUAAAAGAGAAUUUUUUCAAGCCAUCCGCCGAGGAUAUCAUCAAAAAGUGGAAAAUCCAAAAUGAUAUAUUCGAUCGGCGAAGGCAUGCAACGAACAAAAAGGAAAUUGUGGAUAUAUCAAAGUCAUGGCGCAUCCGUGAUCGAAUGAAAACCGUGAGUGUUGCGUUGGUUGUGUGUUUAAAUGUUGGCGUUGAUCCACCGGAUGUGUUUAAAAUAACGCCAUGCGCACGAUUGGAAUGCUGGAUUGAUCCGUCGUCGAUGUCACCGCAAAAGGCGCUCGAAUUAAUCGGUGCCAAUCUACAGAAACAGUAUGAACGAUGGCAGCCACGGGCACGAUACAAGCAAUCCUUGGAUCCAACCGUUGAGGAUGUGAAAAAAUUGUGUGUUUCAUUGCGUCGCAAUGCAAAAGAGGAACGUGUACUGUUCCAUUAUAAUGGGCACGGUGUACCGCGGCCAACAGUCAACGGUGAAAUAUGGGUAUUUAAUCGCACAUACACCCAAUAUAUUCCGCUGUCGAUUUACGAUCUACAAUCCUGGAUGGGAUCACCGUCAAUUUAUGUAUACGAUUGCUCAAACGCUGGCAUCAUUGUCAAGUGGUUCAUUCAGUUUGCCGAACAGCAUGAACGGGAAUUUGAGCAAAUUGCAUCGAGUACCGGAAAUUUGAAUGCAUCGCCCAGCACUCAACCGUGCAAUUCAUUUCGAAAUUGUAUCCAAUUGGCUGCUUGUAGUGAGGACCAAAUUCUACCAAUGAAUCCACAAUUGCCAGCCGAUUUAUUUACCGCUUGCCUAACCACACCAAUCAAAAUCGCUUUGAAAUGGUUUAUGCUACAAAAAACGUCGAUUUUGGUGCCGCAUCUCACACAGGAUCUAAUCGAUCGCAUCCCCGGCCAAUUGAACGAUAGACGCACCAUGCUCGGUGAGCUCAAUUGGAUUUUCACUGCAAUCACCGAUACAAUUGCAUGGAACACACUGCCCAGAGAUCUCUUUCAACGACUGUUUCGUCAGGAUCUCUUGGUGGCGAGUUUGUUUCGCAAUUUUUUGCUCGCCGAACGUAUAAUGCGCUCAUACGAUUGCACACCAGUUUCUAGUCCGCAAAUUCCAAAUGGAUAUCGGCAUCACAUGUGGCAAGCAUGGGAUUUAGCCAUCGAUUUAGCAUUGCAACAACUGCCCGAUAUCGUUGAACGCAAUGCACCAUACCAAAAUUCACCAUUUUUCGAAGAUCAAUUGACCGCUUUCCAUGUUUGGCUUGAACGCGGCAACGAAGAACGUGAACCACCCGAACAACUUCCGAUUGUUUUACAAGUGCUGCUAUCACAAGUACAUCGGUUGCGUGCCUUGGAAUUGCUUGGAAGAUUUUUAGACUUAGGACCGUGGGCAGUAAAUUUGGCGUUGAGCGUUGGAAUUUUCCCAUAUGUAUUGAAAUUGUUGCAAGCAUCGGCAAAAGAAUUGCGACCGCUGUUGGUGUUUAUUUGGGCGAAAAUCCUAGCGGUUGAUGUUACAUGUCAAGUGGACUUGGUCUGUGAUCAAGGCCAAAAAUACUUUUUAUCUGUGUUACAAGAUCCAAUGAUCACACCAAAAUAUCGCACAUUGGCCGCCUUCGUGUUGGCAUCAAUCGUACACAAUUUCCCAAUGGGACAGGCGAGUGCACUGCAAUCCUCAUUAGUUUCCAUUUGUUUGGAGCAGAUAAACGAUCGUUGUGCAUCGUUGCGUCAAUGGUUGGCAAUAUGUUUAGGUCAUUUAUGGCAAAAUUAUGACAAGGCACGAUGGUCGGGCGUACGUGAUUUGGCCCAUGAAAAACUGUUCAAAUUGCUCGAGGAUAAUGUGCCGGAGGUGAGAGCGGCUGCCGUUUAUGCAUUGGGCACAUUUAUCAGUUCUCAGAAAACGGAUCGCACCGAGCACGCAGAUAAUUUGGAUCGAAGCAUAGCGCUAACACUAUUCUCAACGGUUGGCAAUGACAUGAGCCCGAUUGUGAGAAUGGAAUUGCUGGCCGCUUUACAGUGGAUUGUUAUGUUGUUUUUGAAAGUAUUUAAGGCAGCAUCGACACAAGACUCCAAUCCCAGCAGUAGUUGGGAUAGGAAAAUGAUGCGCGUAUCAAGCUGUGGAUCAAUCAAUAAUUUCUCGACGCUGGGAUUCAAUUCGAUUUAUAUAAAAUUGUGGCGUGGUCUAUUGUCAUUUUGCCAUGAUCCGUGUCCUGAUGUUGUGAAAAUGGCCAAGGAAAUUGUAAUGUAUAUUAUUAUCGAUUUGACGCCAGCCGAAGAAGCUGACAAAGGAAUGUAUUCAUCAAGUAGCAUUAGUUUGCCGCCCAGUCCAAACACUCGAACCGGCUAUCUCGGCGGUAGUUCACCACCCGUAUCGCACAGUUUGGCCAUAAACCGGCAUGCAAACGAAAGCAUCGGAAGCAUCGAGCGAAAUAAUUCACGAAGCACAACACCGAUUCAGAAUCGUAAUCAACCGGGAAAUCGAUCGCGGAAAAAUUCACGCAUCGAAAACGAUGGAAUUCCGGCCAAUUCAACGAUAAACGCUGAUAUCAAUAUAACAUCAGGCAGCUCGUCAAAUGACGAAAAUCAAGAUCCAUUGAAACCAAAGCCGAUCGUUACAACUAAUUACAUUUCAUGGAGCACGGCCAAUGUCACGAAUAUGGGUGAAAAACAUGAAAAAUAUUUUACAAAAUCUCGUUGCAAACAUUUGGAUGGUAGAUUAGUGCGUGACAUUGAGUAUUCCAUACAAAACGGCGUUUCUACCUUGUAUUUGACGCAAUUAUGGGCAGCACAAACACAAAGUACCCCAAAUUUAAUACGAUUUCAUCCGUUCGAAGAGCAAAUUGCCGUUGCAUACAAAGAUAAAGUUAUGGUCAAUGAUCGGGAUAGUAAAGUGAUUCAUGCAUAUGCACCGACUGAAAUUCCGCUCAACAUUCCAAUGCAUUGGCGUCAUGCACAAAAUGUCGAAGUGACAUCGUUCGAAUUCAUCAAUCCAUCGACACGUGCCCUCGUGUUGAUUGGACACGACGAUGGAUGCAUUCGCAUUUGGAAACCACCGACUGACAAUAAGGAAAAACCCACUCUAAUCACGGGCUGGCAAGCGAUUAACGAUGUGACCAGUGCAAGUCGCAUGGUGAACACAUGCGGCCUAAUCACCACAUAUCAACCGAUGAAUAAUGUCAUUGUGAGCGGCAGCACUGCUAAAUGUAUACGCUUCUGGGAUCCGGAAACGGAACGAAAAGUGGCCGAAAUCCCAACCGAUAGCGAGGCAGCUGUACGAGUUUUAAGUACAUCGAAUGAAGGUUUAACCAUAGCUGGAUUUGAUGAUGGCUGCUGUAAAAUUCUUGACAAACGAUGCAACCCAUCAUCGUCGAUUGUGUGUUCGUAUCGCGAACACAAUGAACGAUUGCUAGAAUGUUCAAUGGUCACCGAAACUGGUACCUUAUUCACUGGCUGUCGACAGGGUAGCUGUGUUUGCAUUGAUUUUCGUAAAAAUCUCGUUAUGGAACGAUGGAAGACAAAUCGUGAAGCCACCGCAAUGGCUGUUUAUCCAUAUAGCAAUAUUGUGGCUAUUGGGUCCGACUCAGCGAUCACACUUUAUCAUUACAAUGGACAAGAAUUGAAUCGAACACGAAGCAGCAGUGACGGUGUUUAUCGUGGAACGCGCAAAUAUAUCUCCUGCUUAACAUUUCAUCCGCUCAAAGGGCACAUCGCCAGUGGCUAUUCGGACAAUUUAGUAUCGGCCUACGAAAUGAAUGACAAAGUGACCAAACCUAUUUCCUAUUAUUGGUAAAAAGGAAACAUAAAAUAAAAAGCAACAAGCAACAAUCGAACACCGAAGGCACUUAACUAUUUAGCGCAUUUGUAUAAAAGCUAUAUUUUGUGGCAUCAGCUUCGCAUAUGAAGCACUGUAAAUAGAAUCCUUCUUUUUUAGCUUUAGAUACAAUAUAUCUAAGGACGAAACACGCGACCAUUAUUUCAACGUGCAAAAACAAAAACAAAUAAACCUUUUCGAUCAUGCAUACACUAUGAAAAAUCUACUAUAUUCGAUCGAUAUUUGGUGAUAAGAAAUUAAUAAUGACGAUAAUAAUGAUAAAUGAUAUGUAAGCACUAAG
Sitodiplosis mosellana (orange wheat blossom midge) is the source of this 4529-nucleotide messenger RNA. RefSeq names its product regulatory-associated protein of mTOR (gene raptor). Lineage: Eukaryota; Metazoa; Arthropoda; Insecta; Diptera; Cecidomyiidae. Bases 419 to 4207 code for a protein of 1262 amino acids. Gene Ontology annotation, molecular function: protein binding; protein-macromolecule adaptor activity. The transcript has 3 exons. Gene Ontology annotation, biological process: positive regulation of cell growth; cellular response to starvation; regulation of autophagy. Gene Ontology annotation, cellular component: TORC1 complex; cytoplasm. The record is from RefSeq and is a predicted model, not a curated record.